UUAACAAGUGGGGCCAGGGCACCCUCCUAACCUCCACCUUGCAAGGAACUCGGAACUCAGAACUCUGAAACGGGGAAACGGCCAGGCCUGCUGAUUUAAUCUAAGUCCCGAAGUCUCCAAGAGAUCAGACUGCAGAUCCCAGUCCCCUGAAGUAAGAGAGGAGAGGACCACAGCAGUUGGAGGACAGCGCGAGGGCCAGGCGGCCCAAGAUGCGCAGGCCACGCAGUCUCACGGACAAGUGACCCUGGAGAGCCUCCAAGCGCCCGGGUGGGGCCGCCAUCGCGCCCCGUCAGUCACCCUAGCAUGUGGGCGCGGCAGGGCGGCGCGGGCGGGCCGGCUGCGGGAGCUGUUUGGCGUCGCGGCCUGAGUGUUUGCCCAGCCCGCCUGCGCCGCUCGGGGCGCCUCUGCCUUUCCCUCCCUCCCUCCCCCGACGGCUUCUGGCAGUCAAGUGGAUGUGGCGGGCGACCGGGCCACCUUGCCUAGGCGCGCCCAGCACUGGUUCAUUGAACAGCAUUUUGGACAGGACAUUUGGUGCCAGGUCUCAGGAGCCAGUUUGCUGAAUUAUUGUCCCAGUCAGCCAGGAUCGUGAGCCAUUUGGGAAAGUUCGUGGACACGCCCAAGUGCCAGGACAGGUGGAGGCACACCUGGAGGCCAGUUUCAGGAACUUUUGCCACAGGUAUAACAGCCUCCGGAACUGCAAAGAUGCUGAAACAGAUAUUGUCGGAAAUGUACAUAGAUCCUGAUCUACUGGCAGAGCUCAGCGAAGAACAGAAACAGAUCCUGUUCUUCAAGAUGAGAGAGGAACAGAUCCGACGAUGGAAAGAAAGAGAAGCAGCAAUGGAAAGAAAGGAGUCCCUGCCAGUGAAACACAGACCAAAGAAAGAGAAUGGCAAAUCUGUUCAUUGGAAGCUGGGAGCAGAUAAGGAAGUCUGGGUCUGGGUGAUGGGUGAACACCACCUAGAUAAACCCUAUGAUGUGCUCUGUAAUGAAAUUAUUGCUGAGAGGGCCCGGCUAAAAGAAGAACAGGAGGCAGAAGAGCUCAGAAAAUCUCACACUGAAGAAUUCACCAACAGCUUGAAAAUAAAAUCACCGUACCAUGAUCUGCAGACUCUAGAUAACCAGCAGACUAAGAACAUCUGCAAGAAACUGGCAGAAAAGGAGGAUUUGGGGCAAGGAUCUAGUCCAGCACCAACUCUGGAAGAAGAGAAAAUCCAAUCACCCUCCAGUUCAUCAAGAAAUAUUCAACAAAUGUUGGCAGAUUCAAUCAAUCGUAUGAAGGCAUAUGGAUUUCACCAGAAGAAAGAAUCCAUGAAGGAAAAACAAGAUGAAGAAAUAAAUGAAAUAGACGAAGAGAGAACGAAGCAGAUUUGUAAGGGCUGGAAAGAAGACUCCGAAUGGCAGGCAUCUCUGCGAAAAUCCAAAGCAGCUGAUGAGAAGAGGCGCUCCUUAGCUAAACAAGCACGAGAAGACUACAAGAGGUUGUCCCUCGGGGCCCAGAAAGGAAGAGGCGGUGAGAGGCUGCAAAGCCCCCUGCAUACUCUGCAGAAACCAAGACGACCUCCCCUUCCGCCCAAGCCUCAGUUCCUAAACGGAGGAGCGUAUCCUCCAAAACCUCUUAGAAAUCAGGGAGUGGCGAGGACGGUAUCCAGCUCUGCCCAAGAGGACAUCAUCCGGUGGUUUAAAGAGGAGCAGCUACCACUUCGAGCAGGCUACGAGAAAACCUCAGACACUAUAACCCCCUGGUUCCACGGAAUUCUCACACUCAAGAAAGCAAAUGAACUACUUCUGAGCACAGGUGUGCCCGGCAGUUUCCUCAUCCGAGUCAGUGAAAGGAUCAAAGGCUACGCCCUGUCCUAUCUGUCGGAGGACGGCUGUAAACAUUUCCUCAUAGAUGCCUCUGCAGACUCCUACAGCUUCCUGGGUGUGGACCAGCUGCAGCAUGCCACCCUGGCAGAUUUGGUGGAAUAUCACAAGGAAGAACCCAUCACUUCCCUGGGGAAGGAGCUGCUCCUCUAUCCCUGUGGUCAGCAGGACCAGCUGCCUGACUACCUAGAGCUGUUUGAGUGACAGCCUUUACUGGGGUCAUCCUCAUUCUCCAGCUGGGCUUUCCCCUGAACAAACACCACUAAAACAUUUAUGUGUGAAGCCAAAA
Molecule: messenger RNA, 2152 nt
Organism: Cebus imitator (Panamanian white-faced capuchin)
Lineage: Eukaryota; Metazoa; Chordata; Mammalia; Primates; Cebidae
Gene: SH2D4A
Product: SH2 domain containing 4A
Exons: 10
Coding region: 703-2067 (454 amino acids)
Cellular component (GO): cytoplasm
Molecular function (GO): phosphatase binding
Source: RefSeq, a predicted model, not a curated record